This is a messenger RNA of Pelmatolapia mariae (spotted tilapia), 1998 nucleotides long. Its product is annotated as atypical kinase COQ8A, mitochondrial-like. The record is from RefSeq and is a predicted model, not a curated record. Gene Ontology annotation, biological process: ubiquinone biosynthetic process. NCBI's taxonomy places the organism in Eukaryota, Metazoa, Chordata, Actinopteri, Cichliformes, Cichlidae.
UGUCUGCAGAAAGCACUGAACAACGAUUUGGGCCCAAACUGGAGGGACAAGCUGGAAAUGUUUGAGGAGCGCCCUUUUGCGGCAGCGUCCAUCGGGCAGGUUCACCUUGCACGGAUGAAGGAUGGCAGGGAGGUGGCCAUGAAAAUACAGUAUCCUGGUGUGGCUCAGAGUAUCAACAGUGAUGUCAACAAUUUGAUGACGGUGCUGAAUAUGAGCAAUGCCCUGCCUGAAGGUCUGUUUCCAGAGCACCUGAUAGAUGUCAUGAGAAAAGAGCUAGCCCUGGAGUGUGACUAUAUUAGAGAAGCCCAGUGUGCAAGGAAGUUCAGGGAGCUGUUAAAGGACCAUCCGUUCUUCUACGUACCAGAGGUGAUAGACGAGCUGAGCAGCCGCCAUGUUCUCACUACUGAACUCGUUCCUGGGUUUCCCCUGGACAAAGCCGAGAACCUCUCUCAGGAGCUGAAGAACGAGAUCUGCCUCAACAUCUUGACUCUGUGCAUCAGAGAGCUGUUCGAGUUCAGGUACAUGCAGACCGACCCAAACUGGUCCAACUUCUUCUAUGAUCCACAGACGCACAGGGUGGCGCUGUUGGACUUUGGAGCCACGAGAGGAUUUGAUCAAUGUUUCACUGACGUCUACAUAGAGAUAAUUCGUUCAGCUGCCCAGGGCAACAGGGAGGGAGUACUAAAGAAAUCUAUCGAGAUGAAGUUCCUGACCGGUUACGAGUCCAAGGCAAUGGUGAAUGCCCACGUGGAUGCAGUGAUGAUCCUCGGCGAGGCUUUUGCCUCCUCGGAGCCCUUCGACUUCGGUUCCCAGUCCACCACCGAGAGGAUCCACAACCUCAUCCCCGUGAUGCUCAAACACCGACUCACCCCGCCCCCCGAGGAGACGUACUCGCUCCACCGUAAGAUGGGCGGCUCGUUCCUCAUCUGCUCCCGGUUAAAUGCUCAGCUGCAGUGCAGGGAGAUGUUCGAAAUGUCGUAUCAGAAGUACUGGGAAGGCCGCACGCCACCGUCUGACUCGGCAUAAAACCAAUCAGUGUUUGGAAUUAUGAUGGACUGGAUGGGGGGAGGGGGGCCAACAGAAAAGUGCCCAUAGAUACCAAAACGGAGGAAGGAAACGGUCGUCGAGUUCCAGCGUGUUGGGCAUCCAAUGAAAAGACCCGCAUACAUAUCAACACCCAUCAUUUUUGGUUUGAAAGAGGGAGCAGCAACACGGUGUGCGUGUUGCGUUUAAGGCCAGAAGAAAAAAAGCUGUAAGAGACAAGAGUGAAGGAGAGAAGCAGCCUUGUUUUAGGUGUAAACUGAGUGUAAAAGGUUGAAUUUGCAUCUCUUGAUGAUUUCACGAUGAUUCUUGCAUCUUAUGUUGCUGUGUUUUGUUGAGCUUUGGGAUAAACUGUAAAGUUUGCUCUUUACCGUAAAUGUCACAACAUUGCAUUGCGUUAACUAAGCUCUAAUUUUAGGCCAGAAUAACAAUGCAGGUAUUUCUGCUUCUUUUUUAAAAAAAACACAUUUAAUAAUUAGAUAUUAUGGCUAUAAAUAAUAGGUAUUGGUCUAAAAGCAGACUGCAGAAAAUUACAGUCUUUUUUUAUAAAAUAAAAAUAGAGAUGAUGAGAAUUAUUCAAGCAUUUUGUUUUGUUUUUUGUUUUUUUUAAAGGGGGUGACAAAGUGAUAUUUCUCAGCACUUACACACAAGAAUGUGUGACUUUAGCAUAUGUAUAUGUAGUAUACAGGAUCUUGUGUAUUAUUGCAGCCAGACAGUACUAAAUGAUGUUGUUUAUAGCUUGUAGCUUCUAAGGGAAAUUGUUUUGGGCAUGAGAUUAAGUCAAGCUUAAUUCACAGGAGGAUGAAAGUCUCUAAAUUUAAAUAGGUUCUGUCCUCUUAUUGGGUUUUAAACAGUGUUCAUAUGGACUAACUAGCCAAGUUAGCAUCAUUGUUGCUCAAAAUUUAAAUUCUGUCAGACAUAAUUCAGAUUUCCUGAAUCUGAAUUGUUCUUUUUCCU